Oncorhynchus keta (chum salmon) is the source of this 2880-nucleotide messenger RNA. RefSeq lists its product as uncharacterized. NCBI's taxonomy places the organism in Eukaryota, Metazoa, Chordata, Actinopteri, Salmoniformes, Salmonidae. The record is from RefSeq and is a predicted model, not a curated record. The transcript is spliced from 7 exons. Bases 325 to 1647 code for a protein of 440 amino acids.
ACGUGUGGGUGUUCCUGCGCUCGCGUGCUGCUGGACAAGGACAUCGGGAGAUGGAAUGACAUUUGUGUAACGCUUGAUAGCUUCACAUUUCGAAACAUUACGUGGGAUAUCAAAGUAAAACACCUGACUUUGAGGAUUAUUGUCUUACUAUCUGGUCAUUGCUAAACAGACUAAUCGCAGUUUCGAUCCAAUUCGCUUCUGACACAGCAGAUUUUUUAUUUGGGAUUGAGAGGGGACCAAGAAGAUAAAGAGCUGGUCCUUCCUUGGGGUUGCUGUGGAAUAAUGCCCCUGGUGAUUGGAGUUACACAUACCCCCUGUUUGUGAAUGGCUGCUUGUAGAGGGGGUGUCGCCUUGUGGGUGGGGUGUGUGAGGAGCCAUGGCAAAAGGCAACCAGUCAAGCAACAGUGCUGGAGUCUUGUUCAGGCGAUGGAUGUGCAGUGGAGUGGACAGAUCCAGUCGCUCAGCAGCACAUCAUGGGCCCUGGUUCCCCCAAACAGUCUGAGGUACCAGAACAUCAAGCAUCUGGCCCUGUCACACCCCUUCCACCAUGCCAGCCAGGGCCAACCCCACAGCCAGAGGCCCCCGGACGAGGACUGGGAAGAGACAGUAAGCCUGUGUGUGCUGGUGCAGCCUGGCCCUGGGGAGUGUGAUGGCCAGCACACCCUGGUGGAGGUGCCUCUAUUUGGGCAGAUUAAACUAGGUGAACUCCUGGCUCCGGGAGGACUCAGUAGGCCCGUGGAGUUCCUCUUCCCCUUGACCACGGUGGACGGGAGCCGAGAGGAUGACAUCAGUGUUGGGACGACUAAGGUUCAGGCGGAAGGUUCCAAGACGAUGAGGAACGAGGGAGAGACAGAAACAGAAAAGAGGGAGAGAGGAUCAUUCCGGAGCCUGUUUGAGACAGAAGGAUGUCCAGCUCCAUUUAUGAAUGGAUCUAGGUUCUACUGCUUCCACUGUCCUGGGAUGGAGCCAUUGCCUGGUUAUAGGAACAAAUCGGGCCAUAUGAUUGGACUAGAGAAGGAGUUGUCACUGUUGCUCCACACCUCUCUGUAUAGUAGUUAUGCAGAAAGAAAGACAGUCGAGGGGGGUCACAGCGACAGAGAGGGGGAGGACGAGGAGAAACUGGCAUUGAUGUAUGAAAAGCUGAGAAUUGAGCUUCCUAGUUUCUUUAUGAAGAGUCAUGACUACACCAUGUACACAAAUGAUAUCGAGUUCGUCAACUGUAUUCUAAAUGCCAAGACCAGGGGCAGAGUUCUGUACCAGCUGAGCCUGUCUCUGUGGAGGCUGCUGUGUCUCUGUUACUAUGCUGAGGCCCAGUUAGAGGUACUGAAACUGACCAAGCACCCAGAGGACAGGACCAUCAAGGCCAGGUGGAGUGUCAGAGGACUGCCCUUCCUCUCUCUGCUGCUGAGAUUCUACCGCAAGGACAAAACUGACCUCUACAGGUCAUAUGAUGCGUUCUCUACCUUCUACCUUGGCCAUGAUGGACUCAUACAUUGUCACAAAGUGGAAAAAGUGAUGAAAGCCCAGCCGCCAAUUCUGCCCGGGGUGACCACUCUGUUAGCGGGAGCCCUCGUGUCCCUGGGGGUCCAGGAGCACCGGCCAGCCCUCAACCUCAUGCCCCCCUUGCUCUCGUCCCGCCGAGACUGAUAGAGAUGGAGGAACGAGCAUGUGUGUACCAUGAGAAGUAACGGGGAGAGGGGGAAACAGGCAAUCAGUGUUGAAAAAAAAAAAAACUUUUCCCUCUUCACCCGUACAAUGCCUGCUCUGAAAAUAAAUAUAAAAAAAUAACGAUCCAAAACUGUUCCCUCACAGCAAUAGAAUAGCAGCUACUACUUUAGUUGAAUGCAAUCCAGGACAUCAGUUUAUCCAGUAAGUCGAGUCGAUACCUUGAGUCAGUUCCUUGUUAACGCACAAACGAUUGCACAGCGCUUGUGAUGUUGAACCACCUUCUGGGCCUAUACGCUCACACUACAUAGUCUGCUAAAUGGCAUAAACAUUUUCACUGCAUUACAUGAAGACUACUGCUUUUUAAAGCAUUGUUUAAAAACAAUUCAUGCCGGAUUAAUAUUUAAGUUCAAGUUAAAUGGAUUCAUUAAUGAAAUCAGUCUGUGCCUGGGAACUGGGCACACAUGUCACUGGUGAACGUGUUGAUGUAACAGUUGGCACACAGCCCAAGGAACCCCGUAUUGAGGCAAGACCACAUAUAUAACCAGUUGGCCUAACAGACUCUAUGAUCUCAUUGAAUAGGUUGCUUUGUGCCAUAUGAAUGCAUGAUGUCCGUCUGUCCCUGUAUGAACUUCAUGUCAAGCUCAUUGAGACAACCCCAUCCUACCCUGGUUAAACUGUGGUCCUUCCGUGUUGAUUGCCAACUGGCUGCGAGGGACCUGACCUCAGCACAGUUGCAUGACAGGACUCUGGAUUCAGGUUUCUAAGAAUGUGAAUGUCAGUUCGGUACUGACACUAUUUUCUGAUGGAAAACAAGUGGCAUCUGAACACUUGAUUGGAAUGACAGUUUACUUUCAGUUGAAUGGUUAAAUAGAAAAGGAAUAAUUGUAGAAUAGAGUAUCUGUACAUGUCAAUGCAACCGUCUUCCAUCAUUGUUACAGUAUGCUUCACUCAACAUGUGUUCUCAAACUAGGUGACAGCAUGCCACGUUAGCUCUAGCACUACCAUUAAUACUCUUAACAUUUACUUGAAGGGGCAUACAUAAACCCUGUUGAAUGAUACUUGUAAAGGUGUUAUGGCCCCUUUCAAGUAGUGUUACGACUUCAGAAAAAAAAAAAGAUUUAAUUCAAUCGUUAUCUAGUGCAGUGUUGCUACUUUAGGAUUUAACCCACAGCUGGUGUGAAAGCUGUCUGAAUAAAACAACCCACUGGUGUA